Molecule: messenger RNA, 897 nt
Organism: Durusdinium trenchii
Lineage: Eukaryota; Dinophyceae; Suessiales; Symbiodiniaceae
Source: the annotation of a GenBank genome assembly
AUGUUCCGUACAGGUGAGCCAGCUUAUGUGUUUGCUCAGCACGUCUCUGGUCCCCAAAGGGCAGUGGUAUUACAAGACCCUGCAAAGGUGAAAGUGACGGCUUUGGACGAAGCAGCCUUAAGGUUUCUACCUGACUUUAAUGGCAAAUCUGUUGGGCACGAAAGGAAUGAUUGGAAUUGUGGCAGCACUGAAGAUGGAAGCGACCAAGACAGCUUUUCCCGCGGAUCAUCAGCAUCCUAUUCUAAUCCUGGAGUUCAAUACGAAGCAAGUGAGUCGCCCGAUCAAUAUUCAGAGCUGCAAGAGGCUUGGUCAACUCGUGUCCAGACCUCAGAUGAGUCAACUCAAGCAAGCUCAAAGCUGAUCCUGUGCCGCUGGCACAAAUCGGCCGGCACUGUUGGGUCGAUUUCGGCUGAUGGGCAUACUUUCAAGAAGACAGCAAGCGGUCAGAAGGUUGUGAUCAAUGACCGUGGAACCCCCAUGGAACUCAGCUCUAUUUGCAUGGUCUUUGACUCUACCUUGCGGUGUGGAGGACUCCAUACAUAUCAGUAUACCAUCGUGGACGGUGAACUUGGGCCUGCGGAUGGCGCUGGGUUUGUGUUUGAUUCCAAAGUCCGCCGAAACAAUAUCCAGCAAAUGCGGACGGUCUUUCUCAACAAACGCGGGGUGAUUUGCAUCCGUGACCGCCAUAAUGUUCGCAAGUUGACAGCGCAGUUGCCUCCACUGGAACCGGGGCUGUGUUUGUCAUUGACGGUGGACUUGGACAACUCGCAGCUGCAGUUUGUCAUCUCAUCACAUGAAGGCAGGGUUGUAAUAGCACCCCAAAAUACCCAAGGUUUGAAGCUGGGUGGAGUAACCUCAAAGUAUGAUGUACUGUCAAGAACUAAAAGGCGAGAUUAG